Messenger RNA from Physeter macrocephalus (sperm whale), 2643 nucleotides. RefSeq names its product protein phosphatase 2 regulatory subunit Balpha (gene PPP2R2A). Gene Ontology annotation, molecular function: protein phosphatase regulator activity; protein binding. NCBI's taxonomy places the organism in Eukaryota, Metazoa, Chordata, Mammalia, Artiodactyla, Physeteridae. The coding region runs from base 31 to 1170 and encodes 379 amino acids. The transcript has 9 exons. The record is from RefSeq and is a predicted model, not a curated record. Gene Ontology annotation, cellular component: cytosol; protein phosphatase type 2A complex.
UAUGAAUCAUCGCUCCUCACCCAGGCAGUAAUGUUCCUGAAGUUUUCUCUUCGUUCCGUGUUUUAUGGAGCUGGAGGAGGGAAUGAUAUUCAGUGGUGUUUUUCUCAGGUGAAAGGAGCAGUAGAUGAUGAUGUAGCAGAAGCAGAUAUAAUUUCUACAGUAGAAUUUAAUCAUUCUGGAGAAUUACUAGCAACCGGAGAUAAAGGUGGUAGAGUCGUCAUCUUUCAACAGGAGCAGGAGAACAAAAUCCAGUCUCAUAGCAGAGGAGAAUAUAAUGUUUACAGCACCUUUCAGAGCCAUGAACCAGAGUUUGACUACUUGAAAAGUUUAGAAAUAGAAGAAAAGAUCAACAAAAUUAGGUGGUUACCCCAGAAAAAUGCUGCUCAGUUUUUAUUGUCUACCAAUGAUAAAACAAUAAAAUUAUGGAAAAUCAGUGAAAGGGACAAAAGACCAGAAGGGUAUAACUUGAAAGAGGAAGAUGGAAGGUAUAGAGAUCCUACUACAGUCACUACACUACGUGUGCCGGUCUUUAGGCCCAUGGAUCUAAUGGUUGAGGCCAGUCCACGACGAAUAUUUGCCAAUGCUCAUACAUAUCACAUCAACUCAAUUUCUAUUAAUAGUGAUUAUGAAACGUAUUUAUCUGCAGAUGAUUUGCGGAUUAAUCUUUGGCACCUGGAAAUUACAGACAGGAGUUUUAACAUUGUGGAUAUCAAGCCUGCCAAUAUGGAGGAGCUGACAGAGGUGAUUACGGCAGCAGAAUUCCAUCCAAACAGUUGUAACACAUUUGUAUACAGCAGCAGUAAAGGAACUAUUCGGUUAUGUGACAUGAGGGCAUCUGCCCUCUGUGAUAGGCAUUCUAAACUGUUUGAAGAACCUGAAGAUCCGAGUAACAGGUCUUUUUUUUCUGAAAUCAUCUCUUCAAUUUCUGAUGUAAAAUUCAGCCAUAGUGGUCGAUAUAUGAUGACUAGAGACUAUUUGUCAGUCAAAAUUUGGGACUUAAAUAUGGAAAACAGGCCUGUGGAAACAUACCAGAUGCUGAUCUGUCUCCUGGUGAUCCUCACCGCCCCCAGCGUCACCACCACCAGCCCAUUCCCACCGAGAGUAAUUGAUCUGAACCUUAACUUCGUUCUCUUGCAUUGUUUGGUGAGAAACCCUGUAUGUGCACUCUAAAACUUGGCUGAAUUAUCAUGAUUUACCUAUUUUACCUGAUUCGCGGUUUUUCUACCUAUGCUGUACUAGAUUGGUGAUUGGGAGUAGAGUCACAUCAUGCUCAAAUGUAGCAUAUGCAGAUUCAGCUAUUAUUGAAUAUGUAUAAUUGAAAUGGACACUUAAAAUGACUUUAGGUUGUUUCAUAGAGAAUUCUAAGCAUUGAGAAGGUACCUACUCCUUUUUAAAAAAAAAAAGAUAAACUUAUUUAUUUAUUUAUUUAUGGCUGCAUUGGGUCUUCGUUGCUGCACGUGGGCUUUCUCUAGUUGGCGGCGAGCGGGGGCUACUCUUUGUUGCGGUGCGUGGGCUUCUCAUUGCGGUGGCUUUUCUUGUUGCAGAGCAUAGGCUCUAGGCGCGCGGGCUUCAGUAGUCGUGCCACGUGGGCUCAGUAGUUGCGGCUCGCGGGCUCUAGAGCGCAGGCUCAGUAGUUGUGGCGCACGGGCUUAGUUGCUCCGCGGCAUGUGGGAUCUUCCCGGACCAGGGCUUGAACCCGUGUCCCCUGCAUUGGCAGGCGAAUUCUUAACCACUGUGCCACCAGGGAGGUCCCAAAGUACCUACUCUUUUCUAUCAUUACUUCUUUUUAAGGUUCUCUUCAAGUAAAAAAGAAAAGUGAGAUAGAAACUUGUUUUUUUUUCCCUUAUGAUCGCAACAAAUACUUUGGAACUGUCUUUUGUAAUUUAGUAAUAUUAAUAUAGAAUUGUAUCAUUUCUCAGAAUACUUUUUAUGUAACUAAUUUAUUUUCUAGUUGAUCCCUUUGUGAAAUACUAGUGAGUAAACAUAGAAUUAUACUUCAAAAAACAGAGCUACAUUUUCAUUAGCUUUGGAUAUUGUAUAAGUAAUAACAAGUAUAUAAAAUAUUUCCAUAAUACAUACCUGGAAUAACCAUGUAAUUUAUCAACCAAACUAGGGCAGGGUCAUGCAAUGCAUAACGUAUGCACUUAAUAAGAUAUUGUAGGCUUCAGUUAUUUAUGCCCCAAAAAUGGUAGUUAAAAAGGAAGUAAAGCCUCAGUAUUGCAUGUUUUUUAUUAAAUUAAUGGGCUGAAAAUCAAGUGUUAGCAAAUUCAAAUCUUGCUAUAAUAUUCUUUAAUUAGUCUCUUAUUUGUGUCAGUUUUAAAUGUUUUCUGGCCUAAAUAUUUCAGUCGAGCUUGUAAAGAGUGACAUGUGCCAUGCCCAGAAGGGUAUUUUUCUCUAUUGUAUGAGAGGAAAAUGUGUGUUCAUGGAAGGGGGAUCAGAUGUCUGUGAAAGGAUAAAAUACCUUUACUGUUUCUCAGAGAACUGAGUUUUUUGUUUGUUUGUUUUGAGAAUUGAGUUUUAAUGAGAUUAAAAGGUAUGUAUACGUGUUUGUAUAUGCCUUAAAAAAAUACAGACUUGUUAAACCAUUUUCUAAUUUCAAGAGCAGCAGAUCUUAAGGUGUAAGCUAAGUAUACAUAUAUGUUU